Suillus paluster is the source of this 1772-nucleotide messenger RNA. RefSeq lists its product as uncharacterized. The coding region runs from base 105 to 1667 and encodes 520 amino acids. The record is from RefSeq and is a predicted model, not a curated record. Lineage: Eukaryota; Fungi; Basidiomycota; Agaricomycetes; Boletales; Suillaceae. The transcript is spliced from 6 exons.
CAAAGUUCUAAUUAGAAGACGCGGGCGUCUCUUGAUUGGUAUCCUUAAGCAGCGCUGGAGGCCCUCUUAGGCUGGUCCUUGGAGCUUGUCAUCUCCCAAAAGUUAUGAUCUUGCUGCUUCCUCAAGGCCUGGCGAUAUCUGUCUUCCUUCAUGCACUCCUAGGUCGUGCGGAGGGUAACCGAAGCUUUUCCUGGGGUAUAACGAAUCACGAAUCCGAACGAGUGGACAGUCUGACCGUCUGUGAUGACCUGUACAUAUCGCUUCCUUCGUUAUUGGACGACUAUAGCGAUGUCGGACAGGCUCCGUACACCCUUCUUGCCUUUGAAGCGGGUGGGGCGCUGACUGCUACACAAAUUCACGAAGAUGGUUUGUGGCAGGUGACACACCCAGCAGGAUCUCAAUUACUCCUCGCUCUUGUUGACUCCUUGGGGAACUCAGGUGGGGUCCUCCCUACAGUCUUCACGGUUACAUCAGGACUCUCGAACUGUCUUCCCACAUCGGUGGUUACUCCGACGGUCACAACGAAUGCCACUCAUAUUGAGCCUUGCGAUUCCUGGCAUUUGUCCAUCUCAGGCGGAGUCCCACCGUACACUAUUAUACUCGCAUCGCCCGGAGCCCCCUUUCUGCAGGAAUUCACUGUGCCACAAGAAUCCAGCGUUUCGUUUAUUAAUAGCGGCAUAGCACUAAGAGGACCUACCAUAGCUGCCGUGCGUGAUUCGUCUGGUGUAUUUGGACGUACGACCGACCUUGUAGAAGUCAUCGAUGCUAGUGGAGUGUCUUGUGAUGUUGGGAAUCGGGAGGAACGGGUGGGGAGAACGAUCCUUACAGCACGAUCAAGUGGCGGUGUAAAGAUAAGCCAUCAAGACACGAUCAUCGUUGCUGUGUGCGCAUCAGUUGGUGGGACUAUGAUCCUUGCUACUCUGUGCUUUGCUGUGGUAAGGUUCCGACGCAGGAAGCGAGGUUUGAUUGCAGGGCAAGAUGCACGGCCCCGGCCGUUUGCGGACGCCAAUCCCGCACCACGGGUGAAUCCUUUGUCUGUCAUAGACAUAUCCUGGCGGAAUAACUCGGUGGCGUCUCCAACCGAGGCAUCCUUCACACGUUCGCCCGUCGGUCCAAAUUCUUCAUCACAUAUCCAUAUGCGCCCGUUGCCUAUCCCAACUGCCUCCCGCCAGCCAUCCAAUACAUCUUUGCGUUCUCCCGAAGAUUCCCGUUCACGACCUCCACGCAGGCCAUCCAACUCGUCCAUGCACAUUGCCCAAUCUCCCCUCGCGGGGCCCUCCUCGCGAAUCCCCCGCCAGCAGCAGUCAAACUCUUCCAUACGCUCUGCUAAUAAUAAUCACCCUACAAAUACUACACAGCGCUCUGGCACUGCACAGGAAGCCAAACGAUCCAAUCCCCGCUCUCCCUCUGAGGGGCACGAACGCAUACUCCAUCCUUCGCGUUCGACAGGGGACAUUCCUCGUGACAGUACGCCACCACCUCCCCACAGGCAACACGAAACAAUUCCCCGUUCGACAUCAGACGUGCGCCACACGAACCACCUGCGGCAUUACUACUCUGCAUCAAACGUCUCUCAUGCAGAUCGUGUAGCGCCGGAGCCAGCUUACCAACAUCGUGAUGGAGGGGAUCCACCGCCGCCGUACCAUAAGCUCGAACCAGACAGGUAGCAUAUGGAGAUGACAAUAGAGAUACAUUAAUUUCAUCAUUGGCCAUGGGCAUCGUGCUAAGACCAUACGUUCUUUGGCUUCUAGACUCUCAAGAGUUUCGUCCUG